This is a messenger RNA of Arvicanthis niloticus (Nile rat), 550 nucleotides long. The record is from RefSeq and is a predicted model, not a curated record. Lineage: Eukaryota; Metazoa; Chordata; Mammalia; Rodentia; Muridae.
UUCAGAUAAUGAAUCAACAUGUGCAGAUAUUUCUGGAAGGAGACAGAAAGCACCUUUUAAAACCAUAAAGUGUGGAAUUAACAUUGAUCUGUCUGAUAACAAAAAAUGGAAGUUGCAGUUACAUGAGCUGACUAAGCUUCCUGCUUUUGUCCGUGUUGUAUCAGCAGGGAAUCUUCUUAGUCAUGUUGGCUAUACUAUACUGGGGAUGAAUUCAGUUCAACUAUGUAUGAAAGUUCCAGGGAGUAGAAUACCAGGUCACCAAGAAAAUAACAACUUCUGUUCUGUUAACAUAAAUAUUGGUCCAGGUGAUUGUGAAUGGUUUGUUGUACCUGAAGAUUACUGGGGUGUUCUGAAUGACUUCUGUGAAAAAAAUAAUUUGAAUUUCCUGAUGAGUUCUUGGUGGCCGAACCUUGAAGAUCUUUAUGAAGCAAAUGUUCCUGUUUAUAGGUUUAUUCAGCGACCUGGAGAUUUGGUCUGGAUAAAUGCUGGCACUGUUCACUGGGUGCAGGCUAUUGGAUGGUAUAACAACAUCACCUGGAAUAUGUUGUAA